AUGGCAGCCUCAGCCUCUCUCUCCACCGCUUUCUCUCUCUAUACACCCCACACCUUCCCUCGUUCUUCUUCGUCCACACCCACCAACCAUUUAUCUCUAAAACACACGGCCAGCCAACAAUUUAUUACCACCGCAAAACCAUUCUCAAGAACAGCCGUUUCUUGGUGUCCUGUUUUUAGCUCGAAUAAGAAAUUUAGGGAUUCGACAAAUUUAAACGGUGUGUGUGAAGAUGAGAAGCGUUCGUUUACUAAACUGUCUGUUUCGAGACAGCAAGAAAAUCAGCCUCAGCAAUUGGAUAAUGAAGAAGAAUAUGCAGCCAGUAAAAGAGUUCCACUCAAGCUGAAGGCCCUUAUGCAGGCGUACAAGGAAGCAAUCCUAUUAGGUGAUGGAGGGACAAUAUAUGAAAUCGAAGGUUUGAUAUUCGCCGUAGAAAACGAAAAAAAUGAGUUGGCACAAAAAGUUUUGGCCAUGUCAGCAGAUAUAUCUUCUGGGAAGGAAAAGUACCUUCGCGUGCAGGCAGACUUUGAUAAUUAUAGGAAAAGAGUAGAAAAGGAAAGGCUAACUGUAAGAACUGAUGCCCAAGGUGAAGUGAUGGAGAGCCUCUUGCCAAUGGUCGACAGUUUUGAGAGAGCCAAACAGCAGCUCAAGUUAGAGACUGAGAGGGAAAAGAAGAUUGAUACAAGCUACCAAGGCAUAUACAAGCAAUUUGUGGAGAUUAUGAGGAGCUUGCGAGUGUCUGUGGUCCCCACGGUGGGAAAGCCGUUUGAUCCUAAGAUGCACGAAGCCAUUGCACGUGAGGAGUCGCAAGAUUUCAAGGAAGGAAUCAUAAUCCAAGAAUUUCGUAAAGGGUUUUAUCUUGGGGAGCGUUUAUUAAGGCCGGCCAUGGUUAAGGUCUCAUCAGGGCCCGGAAAGAAGCCCACUUCAGUGCUGGAGCAGUCAUCUGCGCAGCAAGCUUCGGUUGCUGGUAUUGAUAACCGAUAA
Molecule: messenger RNA, 981 nt
Organism: Striga hermonthica
Lineage: Eukaryota; Viridiplantae; Streptophyta; Magnoliopsida; Lamiales; Orobanchaceae
Source: the annotation of a GenBank genome assembly